CACACACACACACACACACACACACACACACCCUACACGACACCCACCACCUGAUCACGUGACCCGCUUCAUCACUCAACAUCAAAAUGGAGGAGCGUGAAGCUAGAGAACCUGAGCAGCUCAGAAAGCUGUUUAUUGGAGGACUGAGCUUUGAAACAACCGAGGAGAGUUUACGGGCUCAUUUUGAACAAUGGGGAACUCUUACAGAUUGUGUGGUGAUGCGGGACCCUAACACUAAGCGAUCAAGAGGGUUUGGCUUUGUGACAUAUGCUGCUGUAGAAGAAGUCGACGUUGCCAUGACAGCAAGGCCUCAUAAAGUCGAUGGUCGUGUUGUUGAACCCAAGAGGGCCGUGUCCAGAGAGGACUCCAAUAAACCAGGCGCCCAUCUGACCGUCAAGAAGAUCUUUGUCGGUGGGAUCAAAGAAGAUACCGAGGAGUACCACAUCAGGGAGCAUUUUGAGAAAUAUGGAAAGAUUGAAUGCAUUGACAUCAUAGAGGAGCGCUCCACUGGGAAGAAGAGAGGAUUCUGCUUCGUCUCCUUUGACGACCAUGAUACUGUGGACAAAAUUGUUGCCCAGAAAUUCCACACGAUUAAUUUCCACAAUUGUGAGGUCAGAAAAGCCCUCUCAAAACAGGAAAUGAGUACGAUGUCCACUAGCAGGGGCAGGAGCGGAGGAUCUGGAAACUUCAUGGGGAGAGGUAAUUUUGGAGGUGGUGGCAACUUCAGUCGAGGAGGCUAUGGUGGAGGACGAGGUGGUUAUGCCGAUGAUUUUGACAAUGGUCAAGGAGGUAAUUAUAGUGGAGGACCAGGUUAUGGAGGUGGCAGAGGGGGGUAUGGAGGUGGUGGUCCAGGGUAUGGCAACCAGGGAGGUGGAUAUGGUGGAAACUGUGAUGGAGGAUACGGAGGCAAUGACGGAGGAUAUGGAGGAGGUGGAAAUUACAAUGACUUUGGAAACUAUGGUGGUCAGCAGUCCAACUAUGGGCCCAUGAAGGGAAACAACUUUGGUGGCAGAAACUCAGGUGGACCAUAUGGUGGUGGCUAUGGAUCCAGUGGCGGCAGCGGCGGAGGAGGCUAUGGCUCACGGCGAUAUUAAUUAUACCAUGUUUUGAUGUGGAAAAGAGGAAUUCUCUUCUUGCUGAAAAUCUGUAAAGACCUGAUAACAUGGAAGGUUCUGGAUGGGUAAGACUUUUUUUCAAAAUAUUAUCAAAGGCUGCUCAUUUUGUAAUCUAACAGCGCACAUGGGAAACAACAGGUGUAAGGGUUCGUUUAAGGUAAAGGACUUCCAGUAUUGUUCCUCUUUGACCUGAAUCGGCCUGUGACCUUCACCAUACAGCUGGGAAUAUCUUGCAGGCAAAAUACGUUUACCCGUUUUAUUACCUUUGCUAUCAGUCAGAGUCCUCAUAAAGUAGAUGGUGCUGAAACACUCAGGGGAAAACAAAUGAUCAUGCUCAGGAAAGAAACAAUAUUAACACUCCCUGGCACACCUACAUUAUGCAAUCUAUCACAAUUCAAUACAGCAGAUCUACGAUUAACUUACCUCAGUGUUAAAACACAUUGAAUCAACAGCCUAAUGACGCUGGAAAAACUCCUUUGCACAGAGUAGAGAUGGCAGUACAGUUAGGAUUUGCAUUACAUUUUACAGCUGUACCUAAAGAAAUGGCCACAGAGGCAUUAAUAUAUAACCAUAUUACCAAGCUAUCAUUUCUCAUGCAGUGCUUAAUGUGCUUGUCAGUAUGUGUAAAUAAGCAGAACAAUGUACACAGCAGAUUUUUACGCUGCAGGUAUACUUACUGCAAAGGCAGGUCAUAUUUGUAAUGGCAUUUAUUUAUUUUUAAAAAAGGGCUGGUAAUCAGCACGGUUAUAAGCUGAUUAUAAAGCUACAUGAAACAUCUAAAAGGUUGUGACAUUUCAUAAAAAUACUACAAACAAAACUUUUAUCUUAUAAGCUUUAAUUAAUGACUGAUAAUUUAGCCCCUAAAUUAAGUUGGGAGUUUGAGUCAAACUUUUCCAAGUUAGUUUUCCUAAAAACAUUUGGCUUCUACUGCACAUUAUUUGUAACCAGGUAACAUGGUAAGUUUAAAUAUUUAUUCCAAUGACAAAUCCUUAUACAUUUUUAUAUCUACAUAUUGCAUAGCUACCAAAACUUUUUUAUGAACUUUUAAAAUUUGAAAUAUGACCGCCAUAACUACCUGCUCCAAAUUGUUUUGCUUACGAAAUAAUUUAUACACGCACUCAGUGGAAUUUCAGCAGGUGAUGCCUACUCGGUCUGAAAAAUAAAGAAACUGCCUGUUGAUGUUUCUCAAUCAGUUAAAGGAUAGUGUUUCUGCAGAGGAAUGUAUAAUUACCGACUCUCACGGAAUAAAGACUGCUUGGCAGAAGCACCCAAGUGUCAGUGAACUAUGUUGGCUAAACUGUAAAUGUGUUAAGUUUGACUUGUGCUCUUAAAAUAAAAAAGUUUUUUGUGA
This is a messenger RNA of Eleginops maclovinus (Patagonian blennie), 2466 nucleotides long. RefSeq names its product heterogeneous nuclear ribonucleoprotein A3 (gene hnrnpa3). Lineage: Eukaryota; Metazoa; Chordata; Actinopteri; Perciformes; Eleginopidae. Gene Ontology annotation, molecular function: mRNA 3'-UTR binding. Gene Ontology annotation, biological process: mRNA splicing, via spliceosome. The transcript has 11 exons. The coding region runs from base 87 to 1094 and encodes 335 amino acids. The record is from RefSeq and is a predicted model, not a curated record. Gene Ontology annotation, cellular component: catalytic step 2 spliceosome.